This is a messenger RNA of Dictyostelium discoideum AX4, 4158 nucleotides long. RefSeq lists its product as hypothetical. The transcript is spliced from 4 exons. Bases 1 to 4158 code for a protein of 1385 amino acids. Gene Ontology annotation, biological process: actin filament bundle assembly. The record is from RefSeq and is a predicted model, not a curated record. Gene Ontology annotation, molecular function: actin filament binding. NCBI's taxonomy places the organism in Eukaryota, Evosea, Eumycetozoa, Dictyosteliales, Dictyosteliaceae.
AUGACAUAUACUGAUAGUCGAUAUAAUACUUUAAAUAGAGGUAGCAAGAAAAUGGACCCUCCAUUCAUUACUCAAGAAGUAUUAGCAAGUGCAAAAAUAUCUAAAAAAGAUAAUAUAUUAAUCAAUGCAAAUGCUGAGGAUGGUAGUGUUCAUACAUUCUCUGAAGAAGAAAAAGUUGCUUAUUCAAAAUUUAUAACAGAAAGAUUGAUAGAUCAAGAGGAUGUUUUAUCAAAUUAUGUUCCAAUUGACCCAUCAACUGAUCAAUUAUUUGUAAAUUGUACAGAUGGUGUUUUACUAAAUAAAUUAAUGGAAUCAUUAUUUUUAACACAAGUUAAUUUAAAAGGACUAUGUAUAAAAAAUAAAAUGAAUCCAUUUGAAAUGAUUCAAAAUCAAAAUAUAGUAAUUAAAAAUGCAAUUGAAGUUGGUUGUAUUAUUGUAAAUAUUGGUGCACAAGAUUUAAUGAAUGCAACACCCUAUUUAGUAUUAGGUGUAAUUUGGCAAAUUAUUAAACAAGGUUUAUUAUCAAAAGUUAAUCAAAAUGCAAAUGAAAUUUUAGAAAUAUUAUUUGAAGAAGAUUCAGUUAAAGAAGUUGAUAAUACACAAAAUCAAUCAGAUGAACAUUCAGCAGAGGAAAUUUUAUUAAGAUGGGUAAAUUAUCAUUUAGAGAAAGAAGGUUGUGAAAGAAGAAUUAGUAAUUUCAGUGAGGAUAUUCAAGAUAGUGUAGUUUAUUCACAUUUAUUUCAUCAAUUAGUACCAAUUGAAUUUGAGAAUUUAGUUUCAACAAUUCAUUCAGAAUCAAAUCUAUUCUCAAGAGCUGAGUUAAUUACAAAGGCAUGUGAAAAGAUUGGUGUAAAAUGUUUCCUUACACCAUCUGAUAUUGCAUUAGGUCAUCCAAAAUUAAAUUUAGCAUUGGUUGCCUCAUUAUUCAAUUCAGAGGCUGCAAUUGCAAAUUUACGUAAAGAGAGGGAAGAAAAGCAUAGAACUGAUCAAGAGCGUUUAGAACGUGAACGUUUAGAACGUGAACGUAUAGAAAGGGAGCGUUUAGAAAGGGAGCGUUUGGAACAAGAACGUUUAGAGCGUGAACGUUUAGAGAGAGAACGUUUAGAGAAACAACGACAAGAAAUGGAACGUAUUGAACAAGAACGUAUUGAACUUGAACGUUUAGAGCGUGAACGUUUAGAACAGGAGCGUCUUGAACAGGAGCGUAUUGAACGUGAACGUUUAGAGCGUGAACGUUUAGAACAAGAAAGAUUAGAACAAGAGCGUCUUGAACGUGAACGUCUCGAACAGGAGCGUUUAGAAUGUGAACGUUUAGAACGUGAACGUUUAGAGCAAGAGCGUCUCGAGCAAGAACGUUUAGAACGUGAGCGUAUUGAACUAGAGGAAUUGGAACGUAUUGAACGUGAGCGUUUAGAAUAUGAAGAACGUGAACGUAUUGAACGUGAACGUAUAGAGCGUGAACGUGAAGAACUUGAAGAGCAAGAACGUCUAGAGUAUGAGCGUCUCGAACAAGAACGUAUUGAACGUGAAGAAAUGGAGCGUAUCGAACGUGAACGUAUUGAACGUGAAGAAUUUGAACGUCUCGAAGAAGAACGUAUUGAACGUGAGCGUGAAGAAGCCUUACGUCUAGAAGCAGAAAGACUCGAAAGGGAAUUACGUGAACGUGAACGUAUAACUAGACAAAGUGAAUUAGAACGUAUAGAAUACAAUAAAGAAUAUAAAAUUUGUAUUAGAAUUCAAAAGAGAAUGAUCGAUGAUACCUCACUCACUGAUAAUAUGACAAAGUUAAUUGGUGAUAUAACAGAAUUGAAAAGAAAUAUCAUUGGUGAACUUAGAAAUACAACUCAUCAUCAAGCAGAAUUGAAAAAACUUACUAAAUCAAUCGAUCGUGUAUUGGAGAAUAAAAAUGAAGGUAAAAAACUAAAGAAACAAAAGAAAGUAAUCAUUAAACCAGUUAAAGGUGUACCAAAUGGUUUGGAUCCAAAUAAAAUGAAAAACUAUCAAUCACUAUUUUAUUAUCUUCAAACCAGACCAGAGGUAAUGGGUAAGCUGUUAUUCCUUUUAGAUAGAAAUCAAAUGGGUAAAACUUUUGAUAAUCUCCUCCUUUCAAUGUUUCCAUAUGAAAUUUCACCACGUGAAGAGGAUUUAUUCCUAAAAGCCUUAACCGUUGGUAUUGAAUAUCAAAUUAAGUACUCUGAAACCCUACAAGAUUUCCUUCAAUCAGAAUCGGUGCCAAUGAAAUUACUUUACCAAUAUUUUAAGAAAAAAGGGUUCAAAUAUUUAAAAGAGAUUAUAACUCCAUUGAUUUUAAAAGUUUUAGAUCAAACUGAUUUAAAUUUAAAUUUUGAUCCUUAUUGGAUUCAAAAAGAGAUUCAAAUAGCUAAAGAAUUAAAAGAUGGUAAAAAGAGUGAAAAGAAAACACUAGAUCAAACAUUUGAACAAUUGAUGGCAAAUAAUGAUGUAGUAUCUAUUUUCAAUUCAAGAUGUCUUCAAUUGGUUGAGCUUGGUAAUGCAUUCUUAGAACGUAUAACAAAAUCAAUUGAACAACUACCAGUUCAAUUACGUUAUCUUUGUAGAAUAAUUGCAGAGAAAUCAAAAUAUGCUUUUCCAACCAAUAAUACCAACAAUCACCACAAUGGCGGUGGUAUUUCAAGUGAUGAAAGUGGUAGUACCACAGCUAAUAUAACUUUAAAUAAUAAUCGUUCAAAACAAUUACCAGAGAAUCGUGAAAAGUAUAUUUCUUACUUUUUAAUUAUUUAUCGUUUCAUUAUUCCAAUUAUUUCAUCACCAGAUCUUUUAAAUGAAUUAGUAUUACUUCAACAUCCAUACAUUACAAAACAAAGUCGUUUCAAUCUAUCACAAUUAUCACGUUUAAUUCAAUCGGUUUUCUCUGAAAAACCUUGGAUGAAUUAUUUCCCAACUGUUUAUCUCAAUAAAUGGAUCAUUCAAAAUUCAUCAUCCGCUGAUAAAUUCCUUUGUCAAGUGGCACAAGUACCAGAUUUAGAUGAAUUAAUUCACUAUAGCGAAUAUAAUGAAAUCAUGUUGGAAAAUAAUAUUAAAUUUUGUUCAGUAAUUAAUAUCUCUGAGAUCAUUUGGUUACAUGAAACUAUUCUUUCAAACUUUUAUGAUCUUGAAGAUAUUGGUACAUUGAAAGAGGUCUCUGAGAAAUCAAUUCAAAAUUUAGCAGAAAGAGCUAUAAACUCAAAAUUGGAUAAAGGUAAAUAUGUUACAGCCGCAAGACAAUCGACUCCAGCCAUCAUGACUAGUCAAAAAUCACAAAAUUGGCCAUUGAAAAAGUAUUUAGAUGAAAUCGAUUUCCCAAUUCAAUUACCUGAACAAGGUGAUCGUUCAAUUCAACUCUCUUUUAUCAAUCGUUUAGAUCAAUUGAAUGAACAAUCCAUUGAUCUUUGGAAAGAAUGUAAACUUUGGAUGAUCGAUAUCCUUUCAAAGAGUCAACCACCAAAAAAGAAUGCCAAUACCAUUGAGAUCAUUCGUGAAGCUAUCGAUUACUUUAAAACUGGUAGUAACUCUUCAGAGAAUCUAUCAAUAAUCAAUAAAUCCAAUGAAUUAAUCUCACGUUUAAGAACAUUUGAUCGUGAUCAAUGUACCGAUGGUUUGGAUGGUGGUGGUCCUGAUAAUUUCAAUCUCUUCCUAUUGGAUGUUGAAAAAGAGUUGGCUACAAUUCUAAGAAAGAAUAAAGUUAUGAGAUCAGAGUUAACUCGUCUUCAUAGUCUUUUGAAAUCGAUUAGAAUUGAUGCCGCCCCUCUUGAACAUUUAACUAAAUUCCAAAAUGAACAACUUGAAAAAGCAAUCGUAAAGAAACAAUUAAAAACAACUCAAUUAACUCCAUUACCAAAAGAUAAAUCAACAAUUAAACCUCAUAAAUUCAUUCUAUUGGAUCUUGUAAAGAAAGGUAUGAUACUUCGUUGUGAAUUACCAGAAUCAAGUUUUAGUAAAACAAAAAUUUAUAUCAAAUCUUUAGGUCCUGGUUUAUUUGAAAUUGAAGCUAAAUUUGGUCCAAUCACAAAAUCCCUACAAUUAGAAUUAGAUGAUCUCUUGGAAAAAUCAAAAAAUCAUAUUGAUGAAUUCCCAUUAGAAGGUAUAACUUUAGAUGUAACUUUAACAAUUCAUUUAUUAAUGAAAUUAUUUAGUUUAUAA